Molecule: messenger RNA, 9559 nt
Organism: Phoenix dactylifera (date palm)
Lineage: Eukaryota; Viridiplantae; Streptophyta; Magnoliopsida; Arecales; Arecaceae
Source: RefSeq, a predicted model, not a curated record
GGGCCGAUGCUCUUUUUCGUUCGCUUGGUUUCCGGGUUACGAGAGUAAGCGACUCUCGUUCUGGCCCUCGUCGUUCUUCUAUUCGCCCGUGCUUUUGGCUAGGGUUUCUUCGGAGCAGAAGCGGCCGUUCUCGAUCGAAGAGAGGGCAUGGCUUUUCCAUUUACACCUUCAAAGCGACCUUUUGAACGUAGCCUUAUAGAACCGAAUGGCAGGGGCAAGUUACAAAAGAUCACAUCUUCCAUCACACAGCAGAAUCAGUUGAAAGUAGUAUCUGGGGCUAUUAUAUUCCGGAUGCUUUGCCCUGCUUCCAAAUCUGGAAGUGUGAUUGGUAAAGGUGGCAGCAUUAUAGCAAGGAUACGCCAGGAGACUGGUGCAAAGAUUAGACUUGAAGAAAUUGUUCCUGGAUGUGAUGAGAGGGUAGUUGUUAUAACUGGUUCAGAAAAAGAUGCAGAAGUUGGUAAAGAGCAAGGUAAGGAAGGUGAUGAAGAUGCAGAAGCUGCUGAUGGUGGUGAUGAUACCAAGGAAGGUGCAGCUAAUGAUGAAAGGAAAGAGGAAAUUGAUGCCAUAGAGGACGUGAAAUUAGAGAAGACAUCUCCGGCGCUUAAGGCUCUCCUGCUUGUUUUUGAGAGGACAAUUGAAGGUGAAGUAGAGAGUGAUGGUGGCGAUGAAUCGAGCAACAAGUAUUCUUCCGUUACUGUGAGAUUACUUGUUCUUUCUAGCCAAGUUGGUUGUCUUCUCGGGAAGGGUGGAAGUGUAAUCAAGCAAAUGUCAGCUGAAAGUGGGGCCCAGAUCAGAAUACUUCCAAGAGACAAACUUCCUCUGUGUGCUUCGCCAAAUGACGAAAUUGUCCAGAUCACAGGAGCUGUUGAUUCAGUGAGGAAAGCGCUCCAAUCUGUUUCUCAGCAGCUGCUAGAGAAUCCACCUCGUGAUCGUGAUUCAUUUCCUGCAACUGUUCCUUCUGGGCCAUCAUCUCAUUCAUUUUCUUCUAUUCCUCAGCCAGAAGGUCUUCCACCAGCAAGCUAUCAUCGUCCGAUUCAGGGACCAUCUUUUUCCAGUAGACCAUAUGAUAUUGCUGAUUAUCAUUCAAGCAUUGCUCCCCCUUUUUCUAAAUUCCAUGGAGGGGCUGCUGUGGCGGGCCAGCCUCCAGUUUCUCUAGAGCUACUAACUUAUAGGUUGAUGUGUUCCAAUGACAAAGUUGGAAGUGUGAUUGGAAAAGGAGGGAGCAUUAUUAAGACUCUUCAACACGAAACAGGCUGCGAAAUCAAAAUUCUUGAGACUGAACCUGAAUCAGAUGAUCGCAUCAUAGUCAUAUCGGGUCCUGCGCUCCCAAAUGAUAGAAUUUCGCCAGUGCAAGAUGCUGUCCUUCGUGUGCAGCACAGGAUCGUGAUGGCUGUGCCUGAUAAUAAAGAGAAUGCUCUUUUAUCUAGGCUUCUUGUUGCUUCAAACCAGACUGGUUGUCUUCUUGGCAAAGGUGGUGCCAUAAUAGCAGAAAUGAGGAAGCUCUCUGGAGCUCACAUUCGUAUAUUGGGUAAAGAUCAGAUCCCAAAAGGUGUGCCAGAAAAUGAUGAAGUCGUUCAGAUAAAUGGUGAAUUUGGAGCAGUUCAGGAAGCUUUGCUGCAGAUUACUACUAGACUGAAGCAUCAUAUUUUCCGUGAUAAAUUACCUCCUGGUGGUUAUCCUACUUUUGUUGAGCAAAUACCUCCGUUUGGUCCAUACAUGGGAAGGAGGGAAUCUUCACCCCCCAGGUUGUUUUCCAAUUUGCCUUCAUUUCCGAAAGAUUCUGUUGGUCGACCCUAUGAUGAAAGAUCUGCAUUUCCUCCUGCAUUUUAUGGUUCGGGUCUUCCUCCUAGUCUUGAAAGAGGUGCACCAUGGGGACCACAGGGUAUGAGGGAGAGUGGUGGUCCCAUUCCUAUGCCUGAUUACCGAGGAGGAGCCCCACAAAGAAGAAUUGGUGGAUUUGCUGGUGGAAGUCAGCCAGCUGUUAUUACGAACACAACUGUAGAUGUUGUUGUUCCUCGAUCUCUUGUACCUUCCAUAUAUGGGGAGGAUGGUGGCUGUCUAAGACGAAUUCGUGAGAUUUCAGAUGCAAAAAUUACCAUUACUGAACCUAGACCUGAAGCAAAAGAGACUGUGAUUAUAAUAUCUGGAAUGCCCGAGCAGACUCAUGCUGCCCAGAGUCUUCUCCAAGCCUUUGUACUCAGUGAAUCAGGUGCACCUUGAUUUGCCAACUGCAGAAGGUGAUCUCUUAUCCUUCUCACAUAACAGUUCAUAUACUUUCCAAGCUUCACAUAGGGACUAGGAAGCUCACCAGGUUGCAGACUGAAUAUUUUCUAUGUGUCCUCCAUGUGAGUGGAGCUCUUCUGCCCCAUUAAUUUUUGGUUGAUAAUAUUCACAAGCGUUAUCUACUAUACCAGAAACUGAUAUCUAACUUAGAUGCUUUUUGUCUUGCCUUAAUGAUAUGAUCGACUUGCUAAAUUUAAGCGAUUCACAAGUAAGGAACUUGGUCGAUUGUAUAAAUCAAAAGCUUUGGUUCGCUAUGGGGUGGUUUGGCUUGUGUAAUAGUGUUUUUAUCUACUUGCGAUGUCAAGCUUUGGUGCCACUUGAGGUUCUUCAGUUCUAUUAUGCUGACCAUUUUUGAGGAGGAAGAAAAAGAACUCUGGUGAUCUUGCUGAUUCUUAGAAAGAUCUGAACAUCUCAUACUUAGCUAGCUAGAGUUGGCUUUGCAAACUUAUGGGAGUUUUUUGAAUUGAUAACCCUUGGCAAUCUCGGGAACACAUUACUGCCUUGAUGAUUUUAGGAUAUCAAGGGGCUCUCUGUUACUUAAGCAGGAGAAUUAAGUGUCAUAAAUAUGCCGGAUUUACGUUACCUAGGUAAAUCGCAGAGUUCUCCUGAUUUUACACAUCCACUUGUCAACAUCAUCAUGUCUCUUAUGCUCAUUUUGUAGUGCCUUGACAAUCAUCAAACAUUUCAAACUGGCUUUACUAGAUCUUAGGUACUGAGCCAUUCUAUAUGAGACUCCAAUGUUCCCCAAGAUUACUGGAGUAAUAUUAGCUUUUGGAAAUGUAUAGAUUCAUAAUCCAUUUAUCACAGCAAAUCCAGUACAUUCCAGUUAUUCUAUACAGUUAUAUAAUAAGAGGAACCACCCUGAAAGUCCUUGGUUUGGUUCAGCUUUAACUUUUAGUUACUAGGAAAUUUCACUGAAGAUUAAUAACUUGAACUUAGUUCUGAUUGUAGAAUAUAAUAGUUAAUAUCCCUAUGAAUUGUCAGGAGGGCCUCACCACAUGCUUUGGCUUGUUUUCCUGCUAACUGUUAAUCUGUGAUGAGCACUCAUUUUACUGAGAACCCAAAAUCUGAACAUUAUGUAGGUGACAGAACUUUCAUCUCAUAGAUAUUUUUCAAAGAAUGGUACAAUUAUUAAGCAUUUGGACAUUGUUAAUACAUUUGCAUGAAAUAAACCAAUAGAUUGACAUGAGAUUAUGGGGCUAUUUACCUUGCUUUAGGAUCUUUUAAUCAUUUCUUCAAUUCUACUUUGAAUUGCUUUUCUGUCAAGGGUAUUUUUUCUGUAGUUUUCCAUGUUGCGGUUGUAUCCUUAUCAGUGCUGCCGUGUCGUUAUCCAGAAGUCCUUGUUCUUUGUUAUCCAGAAGUCCUUGUUCUUUUAUGCGACGUUUCUUAUGUGGCAGAUAGUAACUCUGGUAUUCUGUGAUAGCAUUGAAGGUGUAUUCCCCAGGUUUGUUCUGCAUGAAAUUUGCUCUAGAGUACUGAUAAGUAGUCAAUUUUCUUAUUUGGAGUAACAUAAGCUAAGCUAUGAUUCAUAUUCACAAUCCAAGAAAUUGCAUGACAAUUUUUAGGUUUAUUAUAUUUACGUUGUUAGAUUAUUGCAUUGCUAUUUAUGAAUCUACUUGGAAAAUAAUUGAGCAUCAACAUCAACAAGGACUUUUUAGACAUGAAGGGUGGUAGGCCUAACUUCAAGUUCAUGUCGCAUUUAAACUUUACCUCAAUUUUAACCUUUACUUCCAUUAGAACUAUUACCAAGUGUUAACUUGGUGUUUACAUGCGACAUCUGAACUCAAACAUGUUUACAAUCUUUAGGUUUAUUAUCUUUAUGUUGUUAGAUUAUUGCAUUGCUAUUUAUUAAUCAACUCUCAGAAAAUAAUUGAGCACGAACAUCGACAAGGACUUGUUAAACAUUAAGGGUGGUGGGUGUAACUUCAAGUUCACGUCACAUUUAACCUUUACUUCCAUUAGAACUAUGACCAAGUGUUAACUGGGGGGACGAGCUUUUUGUUUACAUGCAUCUGAACUCAAACAUGUUUACUUGAGUUUGCAUGCAACAUCUGAAGUCCAACGUGUUUUCUUCUUUUUCUUCUUCUUCUCUUUUUUUUAUUUAUUUGGGUCCACUUCUUCUUCUUCUUCUUCUUUUUCUUUUUCUUCUCUCUCUGGUUUGGGUCCACAUCUUAUGCACACAUAAGUCAUUCUAUUGAUGGUCUUAUACACCACCAGGCAAUAAUUUGUAGGCCCCAGCUUUAGAUCCUUAUGCUAUCUUUACCUAGAUAAAUACUAUGGGUGUGUCCACAUCUUAUGCACACAUAAAUCGUUCCAUUGAUGGUCUUAUAUACUACCGGGCAAUAAUUUGUAGGCUCUGGCUUUAGAUCCUUAUGAUCUUUACCUAGAUAGAUACUGUGGAUGUGUUUAGCGUUGCCUUAAAAGAAGUGCUUUUAUGGCUUUUAAAGCAAAAAAACACUAUCUAAAGAAUAAAAAAAAAUGCUUUUAGGAGAAGCUAGAACAUGUACCUUCUGGCCUCUCCUUAUCUUUUUAUAAAGAUGAAGCAACACCAAGCACACUCUACAUUGUUCUUUAUGUAGAGCUUAACAUCCUAUUCUCUGCACCAUGAGUUUAAAACCAUGCAGCAUUCAUUGCCAAAUUAUUAUGUUAACUACAAUAUAGGGUGUAUAGAUGAAUAGUGUUACCUUGUUAUUAAUAUUUAAUUUAUAUUGUUUGUUUCUCCCAAAGGUUUGAAAAUAGAGGGUGCAUUUAUUAGUCAUAGUACGUGCAAAUUGCAAUAUAGGGCAUAGUUAUGACUCAUAAUUGUAAUGAUUAAAUCAUGUUUUCUUGAGAGAGAGAAGAAACGAGAUCCAUCCACAUUGAUUACCCAGGUACAGACUUUUGAGGAUGCACCAUCCAAGAAUUCAACAUUGAAUCUCUGGUUACAAAUCAGAAGGGUGUGACUGCUGGUGUAAGCCUCAGUUAGUGAAGAUGAACUACCUUAUUGCUCAAGGGUUUUGUUAAAGUCAUGUGAAGUGAAUCACGACCUACAUGGUACAAUAUUCGGAUCCUUCCAACUUGGACCAAUCCAAACUAUGAUCAAUGUUCACCAUGUUAUUCGUAGUUUCGUACGUACUGCAAAUAUGAAUAGUUCAUCACAUGGUAUGCCUUGAUGCUUCAAAAAAUCUUGGUUACUCUUGAUUUAACUUAUCAUUGCUGUUGAACUUUCAUCUUAAUUUUCAUGGAUGUUUAUGUCCUCCAUUGGUUUUUUAGCCUGACGUUUUUCUUGAAUUAUACCGAGGUAAAUAAUGUUCAUUAUUUUUGAUAAAUCCUUCUACCUUUGGAUUGGGAAGUUGUAAUUAGUUGACCGAGAACUUUGAUGGGCAACAGUGGUGAUGAUAGAAUCUCAUCUUGUAAAGGGAGAACACAAUGGAUACAUAAAAAUAAGGGAGGAGACAUAGAAGGAAGGAGCAAAAGGGAGGAAAGCCGAAACAGGUAGAGAAGGGGGGAUGAUGGGAGAAAAUAAUCAGUUGAAAGAAGUGAGAGUAGGAAAAUGGUAAAUGGAGCAUUGAUUCUGAAAUCGUAGAAACACUUUUUCCUUCAAAAAUACAACUAAAAUUAGUAUGUGCUUCCAUUAACUCCCUUGUUGGACAAUCUCAGGUGAAAUACCUAAAACACCUCUGACAUUUAUUGAUCAGUUGGCAAUGAUGCUUAACAUAACCCUUUACCACCUCAUAGAAGUUCUGGCCUAGAAAUAUAGGCGAGUUCUGUAGAACCACAACCAUGCUCCCAAAUCUUAAUUGUGUUAUGGUGGAGUUUGGAGUUCCAAUUAGUAUAUUUGAGUAUAGUGUUGAUAUUUUUCGUAUACUUUGGAACACCUGUUGUUUCUUCAAAACAUGAACUCUAUUUCUUUUUUAUUCUCUUCUCCCCUCAUGGGCACUUCAACUUUGUUACAUCGCUUGGUUGAAUAUGGAAGAAUGCAACUCUUUGCUCCUCUUCACAAGCAAGGCUGUUCCCCUUUUUGAAGAAUAUCAAGUUUUAACAAUCAAAUUAUAGUAAUUGUGAAACUCUUCUCUUUGUAACGUAUGAUAUUAUAUGAUGCCAAGUUGCAAACAAUUGAGCGGUGUUAGCUGAUUGGUUCGUUGAUCAUUUGAAGAGGAAGAUUAUGAAGGGGAUAAAAAAGAAUGAUAGAGGAGAAUUUUAUGAAAUCCACCGCAGAAGAAUUUAGAUCAUCAACAUUACUCGGUACUUGUUAAUUCAGUUGGACCCAUAUAUAAAGAUACGUAACCCAGCGACAGUUUAAAAAUUAUGUUUGCUAGUCUGAAAGGACUUUCAACUCGGCGAUGAUGUCACUGAGACUUCUCAACACUAUUAGACUCAAGAAACAAUUCCUUGAUGAACCUUAACACCAUAACAAUAUAAAAUAUGUAUUUUCUUAAUAUCUGAACUUCCCCCUUGGACUGUACAAACAAUUAGAGGACCUUUAGUAUUCUCAGAAAUUCAUCCGUAAUCAAUAUAUGUUUAAGAAAAACUCAAAACUGUUCUUCCACUAUACUAGACCUUGACCGUAAAUUUGAUGUAAGAAAACUACAGGGAAAAAGAAAUUUACAUAACUGAAUUUUAUGCUAUUUGCUUGGGGCUUUUAGUUACCGACAUUUAAAAAAGAAAUUUAAAGCUUUCUCCACAUUUGAAUGUGGAUAGCAACCACUGUGUCAUGGACAUAUUAUGCUGUAUUUUUGAUGAUAAUGCCCGUGAAUCUAUAUAGUUUUGUUUGUACCAUUCUGAUAGACUGCAUCAGCAUGGUACGAACCUUUGAAAACCACUAGUAAUAAUGGUUGUGAUAGUUUUGUGAUCCAAUGACCCAUGUUUACCUUUUGAAGAACACUUCUACCCUUCACACAUUUUUUCAUUCAUCUGGGAAAGUUAGUCAUACUUAGAUGAAAAUAUUAAUUUCUUAUUCAAUUCUUAACCAUUGCUGCAGGGAGACUCUUCUGUAUUGUUUUCAAUUCUUAUUGUCUUCAUAUUAGAUUGCACCUUAAAGGGAUGGUUUGGUUAUAGGUGUGCACUGAAAGACCAUGGCAUUGUGGUUAUUUCAUGCAUCUCCAUUUGAAUCUUCUAGGCGCGAGGGUUUUUCAUGCACGUGAACUUAGUCUCUUUAUUUUGGUAUUAUGUUCAUUGGAUUGAUUGUUGAAGGCCUUUGUUAUAUUGUUCAUUGAUUUUUUUGGCCAUCUAGCUUUUGACUGUUAUUCAUCGGAUCUUUAGUAGUUCUUCAUGGUCUUACAUGCUUGUCUUAUAUGCCGAAAAGAAAGAUUUAUGGAGGAAGAUGAAGUGAUCUAAUUGCUUAAUGUUAUCAUAAUGCAUGGUUCGAACUUAAAGGUGAAGACUAAGCGGAAUAGGAGGAGGAGGAGAGUAGGGAGUAAAGCAAAUAUACAUGCAGUCCACUUCACUAUUAAAACUAACUCAUAAUGCCUUCAUAAUUUGCCAGUCUACAGGGGUUUCUAAUUAAGUGCACGCCAAAAAUGUACUUAUGUUGCUAUAUGUAAACUUAUACAUAUGAUUAUGUGAUUAGUCUCUUUAACCUGGACGAUGAACAAAUAUUAUAAAAUUUAUGCUUUCUAACAUUCAUCUAAAAGUUAACACCAAUUAUAUGUAGGAAUUUCUUUUAUACAUUAUUCCUCCAAUUAUCGUGCAUUAUUUUCAACUGUCAACUUAACUGCAUCGAUUUGGCCAGUAUAAACUUUUUAACAUUUGCCUAAAAGUUAAUGACGGUAAUGGAUUAUAAUUUCUUUUCAACCAACUUUAAAAGUUAUGGUUUACAUUAUUUUCACCUGUUAUUGGCAUUCACUAGUUUUGGCAGGUGAAGUUUUGUUACUGUUUUUUUGGACUAGUCUGUUGUGCAAAUUUGAAAUCAUGUUGUGCUGCUGGUUAGGAGAAUGUUAGAUGAUUUCAGAUUUUGGCAGUUGGUAUAUUUCCUCUAUUUGGAUAUUUGUGAGAUGUUAGUGGGCCCUAUGGGGGAUCUGGCCUUUGUGACGAUGGUUCAUUUUAAAAUCUUGCUGUGUUUGGUUCGUGAAAACAAAUUUCUGAUCUGAGAGCCAAUCUGCCCAAAUGUGAUGAAGAUUGCAUCUAUGUAUAUGUAUUUUGUGCAAUUAGGAGUUAGAUAAGUAAAUUCUUUUCUUCUCUGUUGCUUUGCUUUUCUUUUGUUUUUGGUCAGCAUCUUCUGAUUUUCAUGCCCUUGCAGCCGAUUCUAGUCCUCUAAAUAUUUGCCACUUCCAAAUAAAAUUCCUGCUGGCUACAUGUAUUUCCUCUUUGAUGCUUGAAUCCAGUCAUAUUGGUCUGAAAGAUGUUUGAUUCAUAUUUUGCUGGUUCCAUUUAUGAAAAAUUGUAGGCUUAUGUCAAUGCAGUCAAUACUUGGCCUCUAAAUAUUUGCAACUUCUGAAUAAAAUUUCUACUGGCUACACGUGUUUCCACUUUGAUGCUCCAAUUCGAGUCAUAUAUUGGUCUGAAACAUGUAUCAUUCAUAUUUGCACUGCUCGGAUUCCUCUGAUUGCUUAUAUGCUCUGUAACAAUUAACGUGGUAAGUUGGUUGAGUGUUUUUGAGAGCCUCUUGCCUCAAGAUUUUUUUUUCUGGAGAUAUUUGGUUUACUACUGAUUCCUUUUUACAUUCUUCAGAAUUGUCAGCCCUGAGUUUAUAAUUAUGCUAGCUAGGCUUUUUAUGGUUCUAAUACCAGCAUGAUGAUUUUUUCCCUGCAAAUCUUCUCUCAGAAAAUAUGCUGAGACGUCCCUGGCACUAUAUCCAACUGGGAAUAUUUCUCAACUUUUUGCAUCUUUAUUCAACAAAUGCCCCUAUCCUUAAACCCUUGUUCUUGGAAGUAAGUCUACACGAGAAUGCCUAGAUUUAUUUAAAUGAGGAUUGGAUUUAGGACCCAGCUAUUUUCAUCAUGAGUUUAUGGGAAAGGAGAAAAAAGCUACGUUUCACAUUGAGACAAGUUGAGGACAUUGAAACCUUCUUAGACUAUGACCCCUAGCAGUAUUCUACUUGAUUGAUUUUAUAAAUUUAUCUUUUGCACAAAAUUUGCUAUAUUGGUUGGUACCGUAUUAUACCGAACUGGUACCAAAUCGGUAUGCUGUCUUCUAUCUUAUUGACACUUGGUAUGCCUUGCUUUCUUGCACUGUACCAUAUACCAACAUUAUAUACCAACAUUAUAUCCAGUAUGGGUUCGGUAUCAAGAUGUUGAACUUUGAUUCUAUAUAUCACAAAUUAGCAUUAUUAUAAAAAGCAGUAAAACUAUUAUGUAUU